Humulus lupulus (European hop) is the source of this 1754-nucleotide messenger RNA. RefSeq lists its product as uncharacterized. The record is from RefSeq and is a predicted model, not a curated record. Bases 114 to 1367 code for a protein of 417 amino acids. The transcript is spliced from 6 exons. Lineage: Eukaryota; Viridiplantae; Streptophyta; Magnoliopsida; Rosales; Cannabaceae.
UGAUUCCCAACAGUCAUCAUCAUCUUCUUCUUCUUCUUCUUCUUCUUCUCAAGUUCAAUUUUGAACUGAAAUUGUAUAACUAUAAAUGCGAUGAAGCUGUGAAAGAAGAAGCAAUGGAUCUCGCGCCAUGCCCUUUCUGCCACCUUCCUGUUCCAUCUUCAGAACUCGAAUGGCAUGCGAACAAUCAUUUUCUUGAUGAGCAUGAGCAGCAACGAUUGGCAAGUGACUUGGAAUUGGCCCAACAAAUUGCUUUUGCCCCUCCUUCACCUCCAUCUCUGAAUAGCCAAGUAAUUAGUGACCUGCCAUUUGAUCUGGGUUUUGAGGAAAAGGUCAAUUGCUUGAUUAAUUUUCAGUCCAGAAGCAUAUUUCAUAAGGUUGAACAUGGUUUGAUGGCAUUGUUGAGAAAGUGUUUGGAAUUAGAAUCUGAUAAUACUACAAGUAUUUUGUCUGGUUAUGUUGACCAUUUUCAGAGCCUUGAGUAUGAAGAUGUUGGGUGGGGUUGUGGUUGGCGCAACAUUCAGAUGCUGAGCUCCCACUUGCUUCAUCAAAGGCAAGAAGAAGUGAAGAAGGUUUUGUUUGGUGGGCAAGGGUUUAUUCCUGAUAUCCCAUCACUCCAAAGAUGGCUUGAGAUUGCUUGGGAAAAGGGUUUUGAUGAGCCUGGCUCAGAACAUUUUGAUGGGAAGAUUUAUGGUUUGAAAAAAUGGAUUGGAACUACUGAAUGUGCUGCCCUUUUAAGAUCUUUUGGACUUAAAGCAAUGAUUGUGGAUUUUGGUCCUAAGGAAUUUGAGUCUCUUUAUCUAAGUGUCCCGGGUUCAAGUGCUGGGGUAGAGGGGAAGAGUGAAGGUAAUGGACUAAAGAGGAGAGGGAUUCAGGUUUGUGGACCAAUGGAUAGAUAUGUAGUGAAAAAAAUUCAUGGUCAUUCCCAAGCACAUUCCGGUGUGCAGGAGAAGUCUAGUUCUUCUAGUAAUAUUACUAGAGAAAAUGAGGGUCAGCAGGUACUUAUUGAUUGGAUCUGGAACUACUUUUCAGACUCGAAUAAACCUGGCAAUGGUCAUGUAAUUGUGAGUGACAAAGCGCCAUUGUAUUUCCAACAUGACGGGCAUUCAAGAACCAUUGUUGGAAUUCAAAUCAAACAUCAACGUAAUGGGGUGCAUCAGCACAAUCUCUUGAUCUUGGACCCUGCUCAUAGAACAGCAGCCCUGGAAAAAUCUCUCAAAGAGAAAGUAGGAUGGCAAAAGCUUAUAAAAAGAGGGGUUCACACACUAAAGAAACCGCAGUAUCAGUUGUGCUACGUUGAGCCUGGAAUUGCUUCUGGGGAAGAAAUGGAAUUGCUCAAGACAAUAAGUAGUGUGUUUCUUGAACUCUAGGGGGACCAUCUUGAAUAUCUGGGCUUAAGCUACCGUUCAAUAUGCCUGAGAUUGCAAAUCCAUACACAAGAGGUCUGAGGUUCGAGUCCUUCCUAUGUAUCUACAUAAUAAUUGUUAUAGUUUUCCGAUCUCCAAAUAUUGUAAAAAACAGGAUGAAUGGUUAGAUUAUUACUUAAGGGUGACAAUAUGAAACUUUUGUUGGAAACCAUGAUCCGGUCAAGCUUUCUGAGGUUGGAAAUUUGAACAGUUGACUUAUCAUUGUCAUUUGUAUCUUCUUCUUUUCAUUUCAGAUGUGAGUUGAAGAAAGGUUAGGGCAAGAACAUAAGUUGUUGCUUAGCUUAGUAGUUUGGAUAGUCUUGAAUAUACUCACUCUCUUCUUUUCUUCUA